This is a messenger RNA of Orbicella faveolata, 983 nucleotides long. RefSeq lists its product as uncharacterized. Lineage: Eukaryota; Metazoa; Cnidaria; Anthozoa; Scleractinia; Merulinidae. Gene Ontology annotation, molecular function: GTPase activity; GTP binding. The record is from RefSeq and is a predicted model, not a curated record.
UUGCAGCCCAUUCAUGUGACCUGAAUUAAGUGUCUUUUCAUUGGAUCCAUUCCUUUGAAAGUAGUAAUGAAUUUUACAAGUAGAUAAAUAGAGAAUACUCACUGUUUGCAUUGUAUUUCUAGGUGAAAGUACUUAACAGUUGCAGCUGUACAACAGUUUUACUCUGAUGAUAAAUUCUGGCACUUGCGCUCUCUAAUAGGGAAGCCAGCACAAGUCCUUUCAAAAACCAUGCAUAGGGCAUAUAGGGUGGCACUAUUGGGUGAUUCCGCUGUUGGAAAAACAUGUCUGUUUAAUAGAUAUUUAAAAGGACCAGUUGGUUUCAGUCAAGAUACUUUGCCCACUACUAAAGUUGACUGUGGUACUAAGAAAGUUUAUCAAGAUCAUGGCAGAGUCGUGACAUUUUCAAUAUGGGACACUUCUGGCCAUGAAAGUUUUCGCGAUUUUGUUAAAGGGUACUGCAGAUAUACGGACGCUGCUAUUAUUGUGUAUGACAUAACACAGCAAGAUUCACUUCGAAAUGCAAGGGAAUGGUUUGACAUACUUCGGCGUGACUCCAGGCCGAAUAUUUUCAAAGCACUUGCAGGAAACAAAGCAGAUCUUGUUAACGAGAGGCAGUUGACGUUUGAGGUAAUUUGUGUUUGUAGCCAUAAGUUUAUGUCAGGUAUAAAAUCUGCAGUUACAUUAUCAAAUCCAAUUCAAUUGAGGAAAUUCGUUAUAUUAAUUUGUACAUACAUUGCAUCACAUCGCGCUGAUUUUUUUUACUCUAACAAGUUUGUUUGCUAAUCGGUAUCAAGUUCCACAGCAAGUGUAGACAAAGAGUUCUCAUUUUCAUCACUCGCCUCUUGGUCUUCCACACAAUAAACUUUAUGUCUCACUAGACGUUGCUCAGAGUUUUAAUUUGCUUGCCUGCAGUUGUCUAUGGGGCACCGUUUGUAAAUUUAUCCUUAAUUUUAAUUUUCGGUCGUUUUUACAGGUUCGAUUAC